This is a messenger RNA of Cervus elaphus (red deer), 1338 nucleotides long. It is a transcript of the gene PRR30, whose product is annotated as proline rich 30. NCBI's taxonomy places the organism in Eukaryota, Metazoa, Chordata, Mammalia, Artiodactyla, Cervidae. Bases 1 to 1200 code for a protein of 399 amino acids. The transcript has a single exon. The record is from RefSeq and is a predicted model, not a curated record.
AUGUUGCCUCCAAACAAGGCCCAGGUGCUGCUACGGAACACAGCGUCCCCUGGGCGGCCCCCUCAGGGCCCCUCACAAACUGCAGACUCCCUUUUCUAUAACCUACAACCUCAGUCUCGCCAACAAUCACUCCGCUCCACCCAGCCAUCUUGCUCUCCUCCCCCACGGUCCCACUCUGCGGGCUCCCAUCUCUACUCUUCUGACUCAAAUUCUGACUUUGUCCUACAUCCCUGCUCUUCUUCUCUUUCAAAUUCCCCCACUUUCUUUCAUCAGAAUUGCCUCUCUCUCUCCCCUCCCUGUUCUUCCUCGCCUUCCCGCCGGCUAUUCCCCUCUGCUACCCUCACGCACUCCUCCUCACUCUCUCAGCCACAGAACUCCUCUUUCCCCGGCUCACCUUGCCAGUCGCCUUUCCAUCUCGAAGAUCUACCUACCUCCACUCUCACGUCCCCGAGCCCCAGCCCACCUUCUCGUGGGGUCCACUCUAACGGCCAGGCAUGGCACUCGCAUCAGUACAGGAAAACCAGGUCCCCUGGGGAGGAGGGGGUAUGCGUGGCAAGCGGGAAGGACCCUGCAGAGUUCAAGGACCCAGGAGCCCUGGCCCAGGCCCUGGUGCUCCGUCUGGGGCACCGCCGUAUCGCCCACGACUUGCAGCUACUGCUUUUGCAGCGCCUGUGGCUAGGCCAAACCGACAAGGCCCCGGUCGUGGAGUACCCUGUAUGCCUGGUGUGUCUCCGGCUCCGCACCCCCUCUUGCCCCAUCCCCAGGUACAGGACUGGACCCAGACUGCUUGCUUUCCCCCAGCUGCUGCCCUGUACCCAGGGCAAGGAAUCCGGACCGCUCCGCAUGGGCAUUGGCUUUGGCCUCCGCCUGCCUCAGGGCCAGGCCAAGGCCCUACAUCUGCUGCCAAAAAGAAAGCCAGAGGAAGCAGGGCCUCAGGACAAGGCUGCUCAGGCCAGUGGGUGUCAGGCCCAGGCAGCUCAAGCCCCAGCAGCUCUGGCCCAGGCAGAUCUAGGCCCAGGCACCCUCUCCCAGAACGGGAGCCUCAGGUCUGCAGGCCGCCAGUCACUAAACUCCACGCGCCAUUCAGAGUCUCUAACUCAGGCACCAAAACAGGCUAUGGUCCACUUGAAGCCCAGGCCUUCCUCUGCCCCAAAGAGACCUGCCUCUCCAGGGCCCAUUCCCCAAAAGUCACCACUCUAGUUCCAGAGCCACGGAGGCCCCCUGGAGCACCUCCUCUGAACCCCACCAACCCUGCCCGGCCCCAGACCUCAGGGAGCCCCCGAGACACUCUGAAGGGCUGGCUGGCUGGAGGUCAGGUGUGUUCUCCAGUCCUGAACC